AUUCGUUUACGAGCAAACACAAUUAUUAAUAUAUUUUAAUGAUAUCAAUAAAACACAGAUUAUUUCGCCUAUAUCACGUAGAAAGGAUCGUAAAUUAAUUCAAACAUUAAAACACUAAGUCACAUAAUGUAUGACUUUUAAAAAUACAAAUCUAGUAGGCGUCUAAACAAUUGAUGUUCAAUAGUCAGGAAGACCAAAAAUAUUAAAAAUGCGUGUUAUAUUAAUAUUAAUAAUGGUUAUUAUGUCCGCGUUAGCAGCGAACAAGCAUAAAAACUCUUUGACUGAAUCUAUGGGACAGGAAGUCAUUGAAAUUGGAGCUCCGCUAAAAGAACUACCACCGGAUAUCGAAGAAGAACCAUCGGCUGAGAACGACGACGACAAUUCUACAUCUACCACCAUCAACGUGGCCACUCAGAAAGAUAUCACCAUGAUGACAAUUGGAAAAAUUGAUCAAGAAAAAAGUGCCAGAAAGUCCGGUAUAGAAAAAGACGAAGAUGAAGCUAGAAUAGAGAAGGAACUGGCCGACCUUUACAAGGAUUCCUUGGACUACAAGGCCGAUAGCGCUGAGAUAGUAAAGGAAACUCGCAAGCCUAAUGAUACUACCGAGUCUACCGAGAAACCUAUAUUGAGAGCACGGAACAACUUCAAAUUCCAACCGGAUUCGAAUGAUCCAAGAGAAGUUGCUAUGUUCCGCACCUCGAUCGAUGAAAUAACCUGCAGGAAGAACAAACUUUCUGGUGUGACCACAAUACCAACUUCAAGAGGAACCGUUUUUUCUAAAAUAGGGUUAUAUACAAUAAUUUCUCUUCAAUAUAUACAUAUGUAAAAUUACAUUUGUUUCGAAAUUAAUAAAUAAAAAGCUACAA
Molecule: messenger RNA, 866 nt
Organism: Melitaea cinxia (Glanville fritillary)
Lineage: Eukaryota; Metazoa; Arthropoda; Insecta; Lepidoptera; Nymphalidae
Exons: 6
Coding region: 209-826 (205 amino acids)
Source: RefSeq, a predicted model, not a curated record